AUGGGGGAUCUUGCAAACCAUUGUAAAGGUUUGUCAAUUUCGGACACAGAAGGGCCAACUUUCAACCUUGAGGAGGAAUUGGCUACGCCAGAAUUCAUCAUUGCUGGUAAAUUCUAUACAAGAAGGGCUUUGAAUAUGGAAGCUAUAGCUUCGACUUUUAUGCCAUUGUGGAGAUCCAGGAAUGACUUCAAAGUCAAAAAUAUGGGCAACCACAUAGUCCUCUUCACAUUUGAUAACAAACAUGAAGUAGAAUCCAUUCUUUCAAAUGAACCUUGGAGCUUUGAUAAGCACCUUUUGGUGUUGCAACGUUACGACAAGGAUGAUCCAAUUGAAGAUUUAAAAUUUAACAGUACUACGUUUUGGGUGCAAGUACAUGACAUCCCAGUGCGGUUCAUGAACCCAAAGGUGGCGGAAGGGAUUUGUAGUACUGUGGGCACGGUUGUCCGGAAGUCUGAGACGGAGAUGAAUGGGGGAAGUUUUAUGAGGGUAAGAGUCAACGUGGAUAUCACUCGUCCACUAAGUUGA
Messenger RNA from Quercus lobata, 525 nucleotides. RefSeq lists its product as uncharacterized. The record is from RefSeq and is a predicted model, not a curated record. The coding region runs from base 1 to 525 and encodes 174 amino acids. Lineage: Eukaryota; Viridiplantae; Streptophyta; Magnoliopsida; Fagales; Fagaceae. The transcript has a single exon.